This is a messenger RNA of Penaeus chinensis, 1865 nucleotides long. RefSeq names its product serine-rich adhesin for platelets-like. The transcript has a single exon. The record is from RefSeq and is a predicted model, not a curated record. Bases 231 to 1865 code for a protein of 544 amino acids. Lineage: Eukaryota; Metazoa; Arthropoda; Malacostraca; Decapoda; Penaeidae.
GUUCAUUAAGAGAAAAGAGCUCAUCUUCAAGUAGUUCCAUUUAUUCAUCAUGUAUACCAAGUAGUCUUGUUUCAAGAAGUUCCAGUUGUGUUAGUCCAUCUUCAAGAAUUGAAAGUAGCUCCUUUUCAAGCAGUAAAUCUCUUCCCAGCAGAGCAGUUUGUUCAAGCAGUAUUCGUAAAUCCAUAUCAAGCAGCAAUGGCAGUCCAAGCAUUACAAGCUCAAGCAGCAUAAUGGUAUCAUGUAGUUCUCCUGGAAGCAGUCCUUUGCCAAGUAGCUUGAGUAGUAUUCCACAUGUAUCUAGUUCAGUCAGUGAAUGUUCAUUUACUAAAUCUCAUCCUAGUAUUUCUAUUCCAAGUUCAAUGAGUCUCAGUAAAUCCUGCAGUGCAAUGAUAUCAAGUAGCUGUUCAGGCAGUGAGAGUAAUAUUGUUUCCAGCAGCUCUGAAUCAAGUAGCCAUAGCAGUUUGAGUUCUGUUAUUUCAGUUUCAAGAAGUAGUUCAUGUUCCAGCAGUAUCAGUGCUUCUAGUAGUAAAUCGAUAUCAAGCAGCCAACACAGUUCAAGCUUUACAAGCUCUAUCAGUCCAAGUAGUUCAAGCAGCAUAAUGGAAUCACGUAGUUCUGGAAUUACAAGUAGUAUUGUUUCAAGCAGUUCUUUGUCGAGUAGCUUGAGCAUUGUUCAAAACAUAUCUAGCUCAGUCAGUGAAUGUUCACUAAGAGAAGUGAGCUCAUCUUCAAGUAGUUCCAUUUAUUCAUCAUGUAUACCAAGUAGUCUUGUUUCAAGAAGUUCCAGUUGUGUUAGUCCAUCUUCAAGAAUUGAAAGUAGCUCCUUUUCAAGCAGUAAAUCUCUUCCCAGCAGUUCUAUAUCAAGCUUAAUAAGUCUCAGUAUAUCAUGUAGUGCACUGAUAUCAAGUAGCUUUACAGGCAGUGGAAGUAAUAUUGCUUCCAGCAGCUCUGAGUCAAGUAGCCAGAGCAGUUUGAGUUCUGUUAUAUCAGAUUCAAGAAGUGAAAUUGGAUCAAAUAGUUCAUGUUCAAGCAGUAUUCGUAAAUCCAUAUCAAGCAGCCAUGGCAGUCCAAGCAUUACAAGCUCAAGCAGCAUAAUGGUAUCAUGUAGUUCUCCCGGAAGCAGUCCUUUGCCAAGUAGCUUGAGUAGUAUUCCACAUGUAUCUAGUUCAGUCAGUGAAUGUUCAUUUACUAAAUCUCAUCCUAGUAUUUCUAUUCCAAGUUCAAUGAGUCUCAGUAAAUCCUGCAGUGCAAUGAUAUCAAGUAGCUGUUCAGGCAGUGAGAGUAAUAUUGUUUCCAGCAGCUCUGAAUCAAGUAGCCAGAGCAGCUUGAGUUCUGUUAUUUCAGUUUCAAGAAGUAGUUCAUGUUCCAGCAGUAUCAGUGCUUCUAGUAGUAAAUCGAUAUCAAGCAGCCAACACAGUUCAAGCUUUACAAGCUCUAUCAGUCCAAGUAGUUCAAGCAGCAUAAUGGAAUCACGUAGUUCUGGAAUUACAAGUAGUAUUGUUUCAAGCAGUUCUUUGUCGAGUAGCUUGAGCAUUGUUCAAAACAUAUCUAGCUCAGUCAGUGAAUGUUCACUAAGAGAAAAGAGCUCAUCUUCAAGUAGUUCCAUUUAUUCAUCAUGUAUACCAAGUAGUCUUGUUUUAAGAAGUUCCAGUUGUGUUAGUCCAUCUUCAAGAAUUGAAAGUAGCUCCUUUUCAAGCAGUAAAUCUCUUCCCAGCAGUUCUAUAUCAAGCUUAAUAAGUCUCAGUAUAUCAUGUAGUGCACUGAUAUCAAGUAGCUGUACAGGCAAGCAGUUUGUUCAAGCAGUAUUCGUAAAUCCAUAUCAAGCAGCAAUGGCAGUCCAAGCAUUACAAGCUCAAGCAGCAUAA